This is a messenger RNA of Batrachochytrium dendrobatidis JAM81, 958 nucleotides long. RefSeq lists its product as uncharacterized. The coding region runs from base 146 to 958 and encodes 270 amino acids. Lineage: Eukaryota; Fungi; Chytridiomycota; Chytridiomycetes; Rhizophydiales. The record is from RefSeq and is a predicted model, not a curated record. The transcript has 6 exons.
AGCACAGUCAACCCAACAUGGCAUCAGCAAUGGCCAACAUGGAAGAAUAUUUCCGAGUCAAUGUCGAGCGAAAACUCUUCAUGUUCCAGAACAAGAAGACCAUGACCUCACUCCAGCAACAAAACUUCUUGAACGUCGUCGAGAAAUGUUGGAAGUCGAGACGGGAUUGUUGAAGCAAAAAGAAGAGUUUGCCAUGAAGAUGGAGUCGCUUACUCAACGUAGGGAAGAGUUGGCACGUAAAGAGACUCAAUUAAAAGACUCGUUGUUAAAAUUCGACAAAUUUUUAAAGGAAAAUGAUGCAAAAAGAAUGCGUGCGUUGAAGAAAUCCAUGGAUGAGCGAAAAGUCCGUGAGCAAAAAGAAUCUGAAAUCGAUAUGCUUAAAGUCAGUAUCACAGGUUUGGGGGAUAAAAAAAACCGACAGGGAAACGCAGUAGAAUCAAAUCUGUGGUUUCAAAGAUACCUUGAGGGUGUACUUGAAAACGGCGACGAGUUUGCCGAAAUCAAAGAUAUCAUUUCGAGAUUUGAUACACUCUCUGCAACAAAUACCGAGCUUAUAGAUAGAGCUCGUGCAGCACAAGAAAAGACUGAAAAAGAUCGACAGGACUUUUUAGCAUUUUCAGAGGGAAAAAACAAUGUUAUAUUAAACAGAAACAAUGAGAUAGCUCGUUUACAAACAAAGCUUGAGGAGGCUCAAUCAAAAGGCUCCAAAUGGCAACUGGAACUCGAUCAGACACUGAAAAAUGCAACACAAAAAUCGCUUCUUUUGGGUCAAGUAAAAAUGGCCACAAACAAUCUGUUUAAUGUGGUAAAAUUACACUUGGAUAACCGGCUGAACUCGACAUCCGACACGCUAUCCCAGCUAGAUAAAAUCGGACAGUUUAUCGUGGAUCUAAAUCAAAUUACUUUGGAUGCACAAAGUAAAGAAUCGGCGAUUGGAAAAUCUACCCGUUUGGGAUAA